Molecule: messenger RNA, 8037 nt
Organism: Marmota flaviventris (yellow-bellied marmot)
Lineage: Eukaryota; Metazoa; Chordata; Mammalia; Rodentia; Sciuridae
Gene: Hmbox1
Product: homeobox containing 1
Biological process (GO): positive regulation of DNA-templated transcription
Cellular component (GO): nucleus
Molecular function (GO): double-stranded telomeric DNA binding
Source: RefSeq, a predicted model, not a curated record
CAAUAUGGCGGUUGUCAACCAGACAAAGACAGUCAGUCUGAUGUGAUUGAGACAAGGGAGGUUUUCAGGGAGAAACUGGGAGACAGGGGCCUCCCCUCCCCCUUGUGCUCUUCCUGCGCGGCCUCAGCCCUCCCAGCCCCUCCCGACGGGCGCCCCACGCGGAAGACACCCCUCCCCCUCCCGCCUCCCUCCUCCCUACCCCAGCCCUUCGCACCGGGACGUUGGGGAGGGGGCUGUGCCGGGCGAGAGAACUCGGCGAGGAUUCGGAGAAUGGUAAAGAACACUGAUCAUCUCUGGAAAACUUAUUGAUCCACCUCAUGUAAAGUAUGCUCAGUUCCUUUCCAGUGGUUUUGCUGGAAACCAUGUCUCACUAUACAGAUGAACCCAGAUUCACCAUAGAACAGAUAGAUCUGCUUCAGCGCCUUCGGCGUACUGGAAUGACUAAACAUGAAAUUCUCCAUGCCUUGGAGACUUUGGACCGUCUUGAUCAAGAGCAUAGUGACAAGUUUGGAAGAAGGUCCAGUUAUGGAGGAAGUUCAUAUGGGAACAGUACCAACAAUGUUCCAGCAUCUUCCUCUACAGCUACAGCCUCUACACAGACCCAGCAUUCGGGAAUGUCCCCAUCACCUAGCAACAGUUAUGAUACCUCCCCACAGCCUUGCACUACCAAUCAAAAUGGGAGGGAGAAUAAUGAGCGAUUGUCUACAUCCAAUGGGAAGAUGUCACCAACUCGCUAUCAUGCAAACAGCAUGGGUCAGAGGUCAUAUAGUUUUGAAGCCUCAGAAGAGGACCUAGAUGUAGAUGAUAAAGUGGAAGAAUUAAUGAGGAGGGACAGCAGUGUGAUAAAAGAGGAAAUCAAAGCCUUUCUUGCCAAUCGGAGGAUUUCCCAAGCAGUUGUUGCACAGGUAACAGGUAUCAGUCAGAGCCGGAUCUCUCAUUGGCUGCUGCAGCAGGGAUCAGACCUGAGUGAACAAAAGAAAAGAGCAUUUUACCGAUGGUAUCAACUUGAGAAGACAAACCCUGGGGCUACAUUGAGUAUGAGACCAGCCCCCAUUCCAAUAGAGGACCCGGAAUGGAGACAAACUCCUCCCCCAGUCUCUGCCACAUCUGGGACCUUCCGACUCCGACGAGGGAGUCGAUUUACCUGGAGGAAGGAGUGCCUAGCUGUCAUGGAAAGUUACUUCAACGAGAAUCAAUACCCAGAUGAAGCAAAGAGAGAAGAAAUUGCAAAUGCUUGCAAUGCAGUUAUCCAGAAGCCAGGCAAAAAAUUGUCCGAUCUGGAACGAGUUACCUCCCUGAAAGUAUAUAAUUGGUUUGCUAACAGACGGAAGGAAAUCAAGAGGAGAGCCAAUAUCGAAGCAGCAAUCCUGGAGAGCCAUGGGAUAGAUGUACAGAGUCCAGGAGGCCAUUCCAACAGUGAUGAUGUUGACGGGAAUGACUACUCCGAGCAGCCCGCUUCACCUGGGGCAGGAACCGCAGUCGGAAUCCCAGCUGCCAGCCUGGGAAGGCCUGGGGCUGCCUGCACCCACUUGCUGGCCUUCACUCCUGGUGCCUUGCUGGCCUGACAUGGCGACAGUCACAGCCUCCGGGUAUUUCUGAUGCCAUCACCGGUCACUAUUCACCAAGCAGAACUUCAUGGGGACGAAUGACAUUUUCCUCCCUGGAUCAUAGGAUCCAGAGCAGAUGAUACGAAUGGAACCUGGCGCCUGUAGUAUUCUGAAGUCACCAGGGCAGGAGGAGGCGUGAGUCUGCCCCAGCUCCUCACUUGCCACGAGGAGGGUGCCACCUUAGGUGACUCCGCUGUGUCAGUGGCUUGUCUCCUCUCCCUUCCGCUGUCCUCUAUCCCCGCUGCGCCUGCCCCGAGGGGCAUCACAUGAUCUUUACACUGUCUGUGGCCCUUGCUCUUCUCCUGCUGAAGCAUCAGUCAUGUUGGGUAGGAUCCAAGACGCGCUGGCCUUUCUCUGGCUGGCUUGGUGUUUUUUGUCGCUUGCGGGAGCCUUUACCUCACUAUUCCAUCAAGAGCCUGUAGGAACGCGGCGGCCAGCAGUGCCACGGGCCUUCUCAACCCAUCCCCUGUGUGCUCAGGAGUCAUGCUCUGGGAGCCUGGGGCCAUUUGCCCGUCCUCCCCAAGGCUGGACACUCCAGGACUGGUUAGUAGUUGCUGGAGAAAACUCAGCAUGGCUUUUUCCCUUAUUCUUUUAGUGUUUGUCCUUAAACAAGCCUUUCUCACACCUCAGAAGCAGCCCUUGCCUAGCUGACCUAUUAGUUACACUUCCGUUUCCUGAGGAUGCCGAGAGGUGGCUGCCUGUUUAGAACUAUCCUCUUCCCCUGUCCCCAGACACACAGUUUAGAAGGUUUUUAUGCCUUUUAUCCUUCCCAAAAUACCUAAGAAAUGUAUAGAAGUUGGGCUAGUACAGGAAAAAGAACCUGUGAAAGAUUUUUAUUCAGCGCUUCUAUAAACGCCACCUUACCCGUCACCACCAACACACACGCGCGCACACGUAUGUCUACAGUCGCUGAAGGCUGCUCUCUUUGGGAUCUGUCAGUCUCUGGGACAAUUGAUUAUGGGCUUAUAACCCCAAAGAGCGGAGCAUCCCUUAUCUUGUUUUCAAAGCUACUGAAAGGGGACUCUGCGUUAGCACUUGGAAUCUGCCCUAGGACUAGAGACUCUAAGGACUGACCAGAUGGGCUAAUUCUGUGAUCUGUGAGACAUGCACCAAGACAGCCAGCAGAAGGUGGGACCUCCUUACAUGAGCUGCUGGCCUAGGGAUCUGAGUCCCAGAUAUGCUGCCCCGGGGACAGUGCUACUUACACAGACGUGGCCCUGCUUACAUUCUCAGAUGUUCCCAGAGGCUACUCUGAUCAAACAACCCUACACCAGAUGUUCCUGUACCACCAGCAGCCCACCCUCCCCCAAGAAAACCCCUCACCAAACCGAUGAAGACCUAGGUAAUACUCACGAAGUCAGCUUUUUGGAAGAAAACAGCAAAAGUAAAUUGUCUUUGUAAGAAUCUAGAGGGAAGAUGCUGUCAUCCGUAACCCUGAUAGUACCGGAGACACUACUGUUCCUUUGAGUUCUCAGCUCAGAAGAGCACCUGACACACGCAUGGUGUUCCCUGGGCACUGGUCCAAGCAUCUGUACUGCCGCCCCUGGUCCUCAGGGAGGCCCACACCCUCACCCUGCAAGCCAGAUGGGCCUCCAGCGCGUGCUGCUUCUAGUGGAUGCAAGGCAGGGGGGACCUGCUCACCCCUGCUGCUGAAGUCGUGUCUGUCAACCUGCUUCCUUUUCUCCUGGGACAGCACUGGCCGUCCAGUGCAACAGCACACCAUCACAUGGCCCCUUCUCUGUGAGCUGAGUACCCUUUGACGUGGAGCCAGCCAGGAAGAGGACCCAACCCCACAGCCUUCCUCCACAGCCCUCCCUGAGGCCUCCUCCUGGGUCAGGGUCACAGCAGGCCCCACAGCUUGUCGGGAGGGGCAGAGCACAUGCGAGCGGGUGCUCCUUGCCCCACCCCACCCCCGCACAGCAGUGGUGGCAGAGUGGCACGUCCAGUGUCUCCUGCUCUCUCUUCAGCUCUCUUAGCAACUUCCCAGGUUCCUGCUGUGUCCAAACAUGGUUUUGCUCACCCUCCGUCCUCUGCACCGUAGUCGUGAUGGGAGGCAGCGGGGUGUGGGAACUGGGCUCUGGUGUUGUGGUGCUGAGCCUCCGCCUUGCCUUGUGCCUCCCUGGCUCCUUGGGAGCCUUAACUGGCCUAUAAGUAGCAGCUGCAUGGAGACAAACCCAGAUUCAGGCCCAAUAGGGAACUCUAGUGUCCAGAAUCCAGGAAAGAUUGAGCUGCCUUGGGGUAGGGGUUUUGGGCCCUGUCCUGCCAGGGUUCGUGUGGGGGCUCAGUGACUGGUCAGGAACACUGAAGAGGAGAUAAAGGCUUCAAAUGGACCUGAAAAUUCAGCUAACUAAAAUUCUGUGCCCUCUCCCUUUUCAGCUCUUCCCCCAUACUUGACGGGUUCUCUGGGUACUAGUUCUGUCACGUUCUCUCUUCUGAUCUGUGUCACAUCAUAGGCAUCCUUGAAGCCCAAGAGAGUGAAAACAGGAGCAAGACCACAGGUGUGGGCAGUCCUGGUAAGACAGUCUACCAGGUGACUAGUUAGGGCUGGUUGUGUUGUUAGCUGGCAGUGGGGAUUAUCUUACCCAGCCCUCAUCCCCCAUGAACACCUUAAUUUGGAGGGGAAAGGGUAUGUGUGCCUUUCAUUUUUGUACUGAUCCAGAUUUUGCUUCUCUGGUGGUGGUCAGAUGACGUGGAAAUUUAGAACAGGGACCACUGCUUGGUGCUGUGCGAGUAGGGAGCCCACAGGGGUCGGGGCAGAAGCAAGACUUAGGACUUGUGGUUUCAAGGUGUGUUCCUCCCUCUCGGAAUUGCCAGUGUCCCAGCACUUACAGGUGGAGUCUGAACAGUCUUGUUCUGUGGCUUCCUUUGAGCACAGAAACCUCUCCCAUUUUUGCUUUAUUGGAACUAAGAGCCCAGCAUAAAUGUGAGCGUCACUGUCCCCACCUCGUCGUUCACUGAAGCUGUUAAAUUGGAAACAAGGACGUCAGUGCUGUGUCAGUGUGAGCCUCCGCGGGUGCCACACUGUCCUCUCUGUUGGGGCCAGAGCCAGGGGCAGCACAGGCUGAGUAGCCCACGUGCACUCUCAGGGGAUGAGUGAAGCAACUCCCUGCAGCUCUGGAAGUGGCCACCAGAAAGGCCAAGCCGGAGUUCCAGGGUGAGGUCAGAGUGGGCUCUCCACACUCUGGAAGCUCUGGCGAGUCCUCUCCUUACCACCCUUUGGUUUUGCCCAAACACCACCAUGCGGGGCCUUGUCUUUUCCUAGUAGUAUCCUCUGGCUGACCCUGUGUGUAACCCGUUGGGGUGGCCCUUGGCAGCCCAGCCUGCUGCCUUAAUGGCUGCAGAGUGGGGACCUGGAGAGGCCUCUGCAGGCCGCUGAGCCCUACAUAUAUCACUGGCUUCUUCACACCUCCUGGCUGCAAGGUAGGAUGCUCUCUCUGCCAGAAUGUGCCAAGAUCAUGGCAGUGGCCUGCCCUGAAGAGCCCACAGCCUUCUCUGAUUUCCCCCGGGCUCGCCUCCCUCCCAGGGGCAUGUUGGGUGUAUUUCCAGGAUAAAUUCUUAUUUAUGUUUAAGUGCCUAAGCAAGUUACAGACCUCUGGGACCUGCCAGAGAGUCAGCCUGUGCCCUGUCCUUCCCACCCUGCACCUGGCCCUCAGGGUGGGCAUCAGGUGGCUGCCCCUCCCUACUGCCCCUGCUGUUCUGCAGGCAGAACGACCACAAGGGUAAGCAACGGGGAGAGCUCUUCCUGGCCCGCAGGCUGGCUUCGUCACUGUUCCCCGUUUCUUUCGUCAGUGUGCUUAUGGUCUUGGUUCGUAGAGAAUUUUAGGGAGUCUGCUUAGCCAUCUCGCUGGCUACUGAGCAAUGGGGACCGGGGAGCAGGACAGUGUCAGAGCAGAAUCUGUCUGGUAGCAGUUGGAGGAUGCACCCAGAUCCAGGAGGGCAGAGGUGAAGCAAGCACAGCCUGAGCCUGGUGCCUCAUCCCUCCCCAAUCGCAGGGGCAGGGCGCCUGCUCACAAAGGCUGCUGGUAGGGUGUUGAGCAAGAUCCAGCACACAGCUUUGGGAGUGAGUGUGAGAGUGUUUGCUUCUUUAGAGUGAUGUAAGUGUGACCUAGCUAUGGCCUUUAUUCCAGGUGAGUGUAGGACAGAUGUGUUGUGACUGUGCUCUGUUCAGAUCACAUUGCCAAGCAGCACACCAAGGACCUGUGGGUACAUGAAAAGGUUUUGCAAAACGGAACAAUCCAUACUCAGGCACUUUAUUUUCAUUAAUAACCCAGCAUUUUCGUUCAGACCAUGUAACAACCCGAACUCUGUGCAUUCACACACGGCGUGUGGGCAGGAGUUCUGCCAGGAGGAGAAGGGCAGGUGGCUGGGUUGUGUCACACCGGAGUGCCACCGAGCUGUGGUGCAGACCGGGCCUGUCUGGGAGUGAAGUCACACAGCUAGGGCAGCGGCACCGUCCUCCCUUAGGUCCUGCCCAGUGCUGGCAGUUGCAGUGUUGCUGAGCAGAGGUGGUGUGAGUGGGGGCGCAAGGAGAGGCAGGCAGCAGGGGACCUGGCCGCCCUUAACUGGAUCGAACACUCCAGUCAGAGCAGAGUGCUGAGGAGUGAGGUCAUUUCUAGACAAGUACGCUUGUUUUAGCAUCUGUUGUGGGCCGGGCACUGGCUGGCAUGGCAAGUUUUGUAAGAGGGACUGCGGAUGUGAUGCCUGUGGUCCAAUCAGGUGCCCCAGGCCAAAGGGGCCAUGAUUCCCAAAAGUAUUCUGCUGCCACCAGACUUCGGGUGUCAGAUGGGCCGUGUAGGAUCCUGCCAGAUGAGUGGGCAGCACAGCCCCUCCCUGCCUUGGCCAUUGUGUCUUAGUUUUUUGUGUUUCCCUUUGGAUCCCCCCAUCUCUGUCCCCAUCUUGUGCACCAUGUGUCCCUGAGGGCGAGUCACACCUGUGUCUGAGUCUGCUGUAUGGUGUUCAGUCUACCUCAAGGGUCAUCAUGGUAAGCUCUGUCCACACGAAUCCUCCUUACACGCCACACACUGGAAUGUAUAUCUCCCUGCCCUCCCGCCCUCCAUAGCCCCUGACCCCGUGUUUCCUGUAAUCACAACUCCUAGUGCAAAUUGGAUGCUGCUUUAAAUGUGAAAACAAUUGUUCAAAAGCUAUAAAACCUGAAUGAAAGCUAAAGCUGAAUUUAUAAGCCUUGUUGCAUAUGAGCCAAAAGUGCAAAAAGCUCUAUAUACUGAACUAACCUGCCACUCGUAUAAAUAUAAAUAUAUAUAAAUAUAUUAAAAUCAGACUGUUCUACAAAAUUGUGUAUUUGUAUUUUUGUGUACGUACAAUUUUCUGCUAAGCAGAAGGAGGAUGUAGUAUAGGAUGCUGUGAGAAAAGACUUGGUUUAAUCCUGUUUCUUUGUUACUUAUUUUUGUUAACAUCAGAUGCCUGUCCUUGUCUUCUGUGUUGACACUGUUUGGAAAGCUGCAGCAUGUCUUCCUUAGGGCCAGGGUCCACGAGAGGAUGAUGUCUGGGGCUUUUGAGCUGUUGCAGCCAACAGCCACCCAACAGGGAGUGUGGCUCAUGGAAGCCCCGGGUGGAACCCGGAGCCACUCAUGGACCUUUGGUGGCACGGAGGGGAGGGGAGGGGAGGGCUGACGCACUUCAGACCAGGCUUGGCAUUCUGACUUGCCUCUGGGAAGCAAAUCCCACUUCUAGAAACCAACUCCCGAACGGAAACGUCAGCUCCCCCUAACGGACUGCACUGGGCCCAUGGGGAGCCAGGCGGGAGAGCUCUGUCUUGGGAACAGGACCUCUGGUUUCUGGGCCAUCCGUCUGCCCAGGAAGCAGCAGGUGGCUCUGCCUGGCCUGCGCCCAGCUCCCCUUCAGAGCAGUCGCUGCCUCUUUGAGGUCAGAUUUCCACAUGCCUCCCGCGGAGCUGCCCCACUUCACCACCAGACCUCCAGCCCACACCCUGGGGCAUCUCAGAGCCCACUCUGCCGGUGCUAAACACAAGAGGGGGUUAAAGUGGCCACCAGUAAAGACCAGAACCUGCCUCCAAAGGCCAGGCCGAAAGAUGAGCUCCGGGUUCCCACCGCUGCCCACCCACCUCAGCCCCCCAGUCCCUCGCUGGGAAGUGUCCCUAGGGAGAGCGAUGCUGCAUCUUCACCUGUAGGACUCAGUUCACGGCAGUGUGUGACUGUAGCAAGCGGCCCUUGUUUCUGGAUGUAAAUGGUCAAAGAAACAAGUGCUCUAUUGUAUUGAUUAAAAUAGUUCCAAUGAGUCCUGUUUCAUUGUAUCUCCUAUUCUGGAUUAGUGCCUUUUGGACAGUAGACUGUUCUGUAAUUAAAAUGUAGUAUAUACUGCUUUUUUGUACAGUUUUGUUUUAAUAAAACUUUUUUUUAAUUUGUGUUUAUUUUAGUAUUGUACCUAUUAGAGAAUAAAAUGUAUAACUGAA